AAAACUACAACGACUAAAGUUCAUAGGCUCUUGCUGCGUUUUGUCGAUUUUUUCGUGUAGAGAAUUACUGGUUGCAAUUAAUUGGUGAUAAGCAAUGAUUGAAUUUGGGUAUAAUCCCCGAGAGCUUGAUGAGCAUGUAUGGCGGCUUGAUAGGUUUUAUUGUAAGAAGUUUCUACAGUGUCUGUUGCUCCUGGUUUUUGUUCUCUGGUUGCUUUACCAGAUUGAUUAUAUCCUUCGACUCAAAAAAGCUUACGCUUAUAACCAUCGCAUAAAAGAUAUUGAUUUUCAAAACCAACAAAUUGAGAAACUUUUGGGUCGAAAAGGGGGUAUUGUGUUGUAUCAAACGGGUUUUUCUCGAGCAGCCAAAGGGAUGACCAAAAAUGAAGCAGAAGUCAUUAAAGAGAAUGAAAAUAGUGAAGAAGAUGAUGCAUUUCUUAAAGAUUCUGAAUCUUGGAUAAGAUAUGGAGAAUUCUCAACAAGAGAAAAUGUGAAGGGAAAUGAAGAUUCAAUAAUGAAAGUUGGUCCAUUGAUCUUGAAAAAUGGUGAACAGAAAUUGGAAGUUUCUAAACAUGAAUCUGGACCUUCUAGAAGAACUGAUAUCCAGGUUCAGAGUUUUCUCGAUGUGAAUGAAUCAAGAUCAGGAAUGCCCAGCAAGGAAAUGGUAGGUGUUGAAGAGAUAGAAGAUGUGACGGUAGCAGUUGAUUCUGGACAAGCAGCUAUGAGGGACCUCCUUCAGAAUGAUUCUUGAAUUAGAUUUAGUGACUGUUAGUAGUCCAUUUACCAAAUUUUAUGUCUUGAAUCAUUCUGAUUUAACUGUGAUAAGUAUGUAAUUGGAGAUUACUAAUCAUCAUACUAUUUUCUAAAACAAUAAGAGAAUCUGCCACUUGGCACUACUACAAACAAAUUUUUUUCCCGGUCUAAUCCCUCAAACCCUAAAUAACAAUCUAAUCACCAUUUUCGCUGACCAACUUGUCCUAUUAAGCGGCAACUUGUGCCUUAGUCACUGACCAACACAAUGCACUCCAAAAGAAUCUCCACUUUUCGCUGUGGAACAAACGAUGAUAACUCAUCGCUUAGCUGCUUUCACCAUUUGCUUGAGCGACGAUCGCGGCUUAAGAAGACUGGUCUAGGCUUGUUUGGACUUGCUUAGCUUGGUUCAUCUUCAUUUGCUAUGGGUUUUGGGUCAUUUCUCCGGGCCUUCACCCUUGUGUAUUUUCAUAGCCCUAUCAUUUGCCAUAAUAUUUCCCAAUUCACCUCAAAAUUACAACAAAAUGAUAAAAUUGCAUCAUUAGGUGAAUUAUUACAAAUGUACCACAAAAUUAAGCAAAAUGAAUGUAAACUUCACCAAAAUGGAGCAUAAUUGUACAUGGUACACUAAAAAAACUAAUUAGAGAAUAAAGACCAAACAUGUCCUCCCACCAUCUCAUUAAAAUUGUAAUGUUUCCUCUCAAAAGUUCUCAUAUAAAUUUGCGUAAUGUUACAAUCUCAAUGACACAUAAAAGUACAAAAAAAAUGUUCUUGUGUUUAUAUCAGAAUGAGUCUACUUUGCCUUGACUUUUGAAGGGCUAUAAUAUAAAUUGACAGUGUAGAUCACCUCCUAUUUGUCAUCUUGUCUUUUGGCUAAUAAACAAAAAUUACGGCACAAUUAUCUCUUGCAUUUUAGUUCAACCACUCAUUCAACACAACUGUGGUGACGUUCUCUUAGCUUCACACAAAUUUUGUAAUAACGUGGGUCACGUGUAAUUAACCUCACAAUGUCUUCUCAAAUGAAAAACUCAUGGAAGAAUUGCUUAUUACAUAACAAAGGCUUUUAUAUAUUGGUCUCUCAAGGUUUAUUUUAUCAGUACAAAAUAAAUUUCAAUUAAGCCUUCAUUUUGAGCGCAGUAUGGCAAAAUGGCAUGGGAAGGCAUGUGUAGAGAUAACUGAUGCAAAGGCUGAAGAUGUCUGGCCUUUCUUAGCAGACUUCUGUAGCCUUAACAAGUGGUUUCCGACUCUUGAAUCGUGCAUCAGGGUGGAGGGCGUUAAUGGCGAGCCUGGAUGUGUUCGCUAUUGUGCUGGGUUUAAGACCCACAUAGAGCAUGCUGAUGGAAACCAUUUCAACUGGACUAAGCAAAAAUUACUGUCCAUUGAUCCAGAAAAUAUGACUUUUGCUUACUCAAUCAUUGAUGGGAAUGUCGGGUUUAACUCGUAUGUAUCGAAGGUGACAGUACUGCCUCGUGCUGAUAGGUGUGCCAUUGAAUGGGUUUACGAGGUUGAGCCUGUAGAAGGGUGGAAGCUCGAGAAUUUGGAUCAGUUUAUCAGUAAUGGCUUGAACGUGAUGGCCAAAAGGAUGGAGGAAGCUCUCAAAACUGGAGCUUAGAAGUCUGAAGAGAAUCAAUUAAACUCUCAAGAGAGUAGCAUAAUUCUAAUUUGCUGUCGAUUUUGUUCGUAUUCUAGUUUAACUUUAUCGGCCCGUUUGGUACAUGGUAUUAGAGGGCGGUAAUGGUAAUAAAAUUAAGUAAUAAAAAAUUUGGUUGUUUGGAUGCCUUCAAUGGUAAUGGAUGGUAAUAAAAUAAGGUAAUGAAAUUACCAAAAAGGGCCAUUUUUAUUACCAUCAAACAACCUGGCAUUAGGCUGUAAUGGUAAUGAAGUAUUACUGUGGUAAUAAAAUAAGGUAAUGUUGUUUCGAGCUGAAGAAAAAAAAUAG
Molecule: messenger RNA, 2686 nt
Organism: Amaranthus tricolor (Joseph's coat)
Lineage: Eukaryota; Viridiplantae; Streptophyta; Magnoliopsida; Caryophyllales; Amaranthaceae
Product: lachrymatory-factor synthase-like
Exons: 2
Coding region: 1886-2359 (157 amino acids)
Source: RefSeq, a predicted model, not a curated record